Molecule: messenger RNA, 321 nt
Organism: Ambispora leptoticha
Lineage: Eukaryota; Fungi; Glomeromycota; Glomeromycetes; Archaeosporales; Ambisporaceae
Source: the annotation of a GenBank genome assembly
AUGUCUACAGACGUAAUUCGUAGAUUCGCACGUUGCCGAAGGGAUCUAUUCGUGAGACAACAAGUCAUACGAAAAGAAGUAACUAGACAAGCAUUACGUUACAUUACAAGGAACGAGACACUUCCCACGCGUAUACGACAACAAGCACAAUUGGCCAUAAAUGCGUAUUCGAGACACGCGAGGCCUGCUAGUAUUAUGAAUAGGUGUACAGAGGCUGGCAGGAGUAGAGGUGUUUUUCGUGAACAUCGGUUGUGUCGGUUUCAAUUUCGUAUGAAAGCAUUGAAUGGCGAGUUACCGGGCGUUAAAAAGGCGGUUUGGUAG